AUGUCCCAGUUUGCUGUAGAUAAAAUUUCAAAACAAAUAAAUAAUCACUUAUCACCAAAAAUGCACAAACACAUCGUCAUCUGCCUCGCAUCUCAACUCGGUGAUUUUAACUCCUCGGCAUCUCGCAUCUCCUCAUCAAACCAAAACCCCUCCCACAGUUUCCAACCCACCACCAACCUCCCACAUAGCACACCACAAAAUAGCAGAAGCCAUCCAAUUCCCAACAACCCACCUCACCACCAACCCACAGGCACAAUCAUAUUAUCCACGAAACAGCCCAAAUCUCGGCGUUUACGCCCCGUGCGGGGAUGA
Molecule: messenger RNA, 312 nt
Organism: Pseudogymnoascus destructans
Lineage: Eukaryota; Fungi; Ascomycota; Leotiomycetes; Thelebolales; Thelebolaceae
Exons: 1
Coding region: 1-312 (103 amino acids)
Source: RefSeq, a predicted model, not a curated record